Molecule: messenger RNA, 4282 nt
Organism: Hypomesus transpacificus
Lineage: Eukaryota; Metazoa; Chordata; Actinopteri; Osmeriformes; Osmeridae
Gene: st6gal1
Product: ST6 beta-galactosamide alpha-2,6-sialyltranferase 1
Exons: 9
Coding region: 385-1884 (499 amino acids)
Molecular function (GO): sialyltransferase activity
Source: RefSeq, a predicted model, not a curated record
UGCAAGUAGGGGUCUGGCGUUUGCCGCAGCAUCGAAACCACGGUGGUUGGUUCUAUGAGAUCACAGCUUGCUCGUCCGCCCAACAAAAACCGACAUUCAACGGGGAUUGUGAAAGGGAAUUAUAUAGGAAAUGGAGGGAUAAUAGUGGUUGGGUAUCAUGGACGUUGUUGCCUCUAUACAUAGAGUGGUGUCAGACUGAAGGCUACCCGAGGAGAGCAGCGUUUCGUCAGUCUGUCCGCAUGUCUCGGGUUAGCGACGGUCGUUAACGUAAACACUGCGCGUCCAUCCAUAGGCCGCUCACUGACCCAAGGAGAGAUCAUGGGAGUGCAGAUGGAGGCAAGUAUCUAAGCAACAACACCUGAAACAUAGUGCUGCCUCGGGACAAUGGGGUACAAGAUCCCCGGGGCAGCGAUGGACCGGGUCAGCCUGCUGUGGCGUAUGCGCCGGCGGGCUCGCAGAGGGGCGCUAUGCAUGGGCUUCUUCUGCGUCUCCAUGGCAUUGCUCUACGCCCUCUGUGCUGAGAACAGCGUUCCCGUCACGGAUGCAAUCUUCGGUGUGCGGGCACGCACCCGUGCCCAGCCCCGCGCACACUCUGUCAUCAAGGUGCUGCGAGGCGGGGCCAAGCCAAUGUACAUCGACCCUCAGAAGCUUCCAGGCGUCGUCCCUGGCAACCCCCACCGUCCAAUCCCUGUGCUUUCAUCGCCAAACCACACCCAGGAGGUUAAGGAAACACACUCCAAGUGGAAACAGAAAGAGCGGGAGCCCACAGGAUUUCUCGCUUGGCUUUUGCCCCGCCCCUUCAGGCGUGCAAUGGAGACCCUGUUUGGUGGGCGUCGUAAGGGGGAGCUGAGCGGCGCAGGAGAUGCUGCGUUCUUCGGGCCCAACGGAGCUCUGGGGGAGGUGUGGGACGAUGAGAUGUCAAGCAGCAUGUUAGGACACAGGCUGAGAAAGGUGGUGCAGAACUAUCAGGCGAUGAACAAGUAUGGGGUGGAGGUCUCCGGACCUGGGGGUGUGGUCAGCCGCCCCAAGGUGAGCGGUCCUGAGCUGCUCUGCCAGUUGAAGGAGAAGGUGGAAGUCUCCACUCUGACCUCUGAUCUUCAGCCCUUCUCUUCGCUGACCUGGGCAUCCCAGCUGCCCCCUAAACCUCUCACCUCUGAGCUGGGCCCCUUUAAGACCUGCGCCGUGGUGUCAUCUGCUGGAUCGCUACGCUACUCAGGACUGGGGAAGGAGAUAGACACUCAUGACGCCGUCCUCAGAUUCAACGCUGCACCCACUGUGGGUUUUGAAAAAGACGUUGGCUCCGUGACCACUAUCCGCCUCAUCAACUCACAGGUGAUGGCUUCAGAAGACCACCGUUUCCUGUCCAGUUCUCUGUAUAGCACUGGUGUUCUGGUGGCCUGGGAUCCUGCACCUUUCUCUGCUAAUCUCAGCAAGUGGUACAACAAGACAGAUUACCCCAUCUUUGAUCAGUACCAACGCUACAGGAGGCUUCACCCUCUCCAGCCUUUCUACAUCCUGCAUCCUCGCUUUGAGUGGCAGCUUUGGCAACGAAUCCAGGAUAACAUGGCAGAACCCAUACAGAAAAAUCCACCCUCUUCUGGCCUUCUAGGCACAGUUCUGAUGAUGUCAUUGUGUGAUGUCGUGCAUGUGUACGAGUUCCUGCCGUCCCGGAGGAAGACCGAGCUGUGUCAUUACUACCAGCGUUUCUAUGACGCUGCCUGCACACUGGGGGCCUACCACCCCCUGCUCUACGAGAAGAACCUCGUCAAGAGGAUGAACCAGGGGCUCGACCGGGACAUUUACACCCACGGCCGGGUCACAUUACCGGGCUUCAGAAGCCUCAACUGUACCCAGAGAGCUGGAAGUAAUAAGGCAAUGACUUAAAUAGCCAGCUACCUCACAUCCCAACACAAAGACACAUACUUUCACAAAAAGACACACACAGAUAUACACCCAGAACCACAUGUGGAUUUUACAUCCUAUCUUCAAACACAAUUGCAGAUACACAUACCUCCUUGGCACAAGCAUGCCACACUGAAAGGCGUGAUUAAAAAAAAAACGAAUCUACCUAAAAAUGAACUUUUUUUUAGGUUUUCAAAACGUACACAGCUUUCUUGUGUACGUUUUGAAACACACAAAGGACACACAUGCACACACCUGUUUGGUUGUUCUGUAGGCUUCUAUCUAUGUACAUACUGUAAACAUGUAUAUGGUCACAACAUGGUGAGGUGCUGAUGUGUGCUGUCUCUCUCUCUCACCCAGCCUCUGUGUCUGAGGCGGGCUAGAGACCAGGGACAGCCACACGAAUGUCUCUGCAUGCAUGACUUGAUCCGCACGCACACACAUGCCCACUCUACUCUGUCCUGCAUGUUUUAAAUAUUUCUCUGCUCCACACACCUGAUUCAAAUGAAUGGGUCGUUAUCUAGUUAAUGCGUAAGCCUGCUAACAACAAUUUAUUUGAAUCAGGUGUGUUGGAACAGGGAAAUAUCUAAAACCGUCAGGACAGGGGGUACUUGAGGACCAGGGGUGAGAACCACUGUUAUAGACCACUUAUUAGAGGCCUCAUAUCCCUGGUCGGACACCCUGAAUAUGGCCUGUGUGGUACACUAAACACUGUAUCCCCUCACCUAACCCUUUAUCAAUAUUUGAAUGCAGACAGGGGACUUCAGAUGUGUAUUUGGUUAUUUAUACAACCAGGGACAAUCAAUUGAUAGAUUAAAUACAUCCACAGUAUAAUACUCGUACUGAACAAUAACCAAUAACUGCAGGCAGCUGAGCAGGAGAGUCUUCCUUGAAGCAGCGCAUCAAGAGCCUCCUAGUGGACAAGAAAAUUAAUAUUUAAUCCCUUUGGAGGAUAGAUUUGUAUUUAUUGAUGUCAUUACAUUUUAGAGAGAAUGUUAAACAGUUUGUCUGUAAACUUAUUGUUGCACUCUUGUCCUUAACCUAUUCCCCUGCUGGUUGUGGGUCAUUUAUUUAUUAAAACAGGUUUUCUUUGUGGUUUAAACUUGUUUGGAGAGCAGACCUAAGGAAAAAGAACAAAGUUAGUUUUCAAGGGCACUGUCUUGUCACACUCAUGUUACUUUCUUGGUUUUAAGAUAUAUUAACAGCUAGUACGAGGAAAAAGUGGACUUUUACGACAAACCACAACGAACUGCUUUGAUCACGUACCUCUGUCCUGUGUUUUAUUUUUCAAUCUGCAUUUAUGCUUUUAAAAAGCAUGGCUGAAUAGUGUUGCAUGACUACUGUAUACCUACUCAGUAUCUCAAUACCAACCCUAUAUCAUACUUACAAUACUAAUUUUAUGGAAGAUUAUACCGUUGUUUUUUAUGCUAGUGAUUAGUAUCACAAACCAGUCAAAACAAGCAGCUGUCUGCAAUCCUGUAAGAUUACAUGUUAAACUAAUUUGUGUUUUUUCCAUGCACAGUACAGACACAAGUCAGCAAUGAAACGUUAUGUGCUUUAAAAAAGCAGUUGUAAAAAAUGUGGUACUUUUAUAAAAGUAACUGGUAUUAUUUUUUGGGCAAAUAUUGGUACAGUUAAUCUGUGGUAACUGCAAUGGCUGGAGACUGAAGCCGGAUCAUGACCGCAAGCUCUGAAAGGCUUCAAAUCCGAGACAGAUACAGCAUCCGUUGCAAUUAACCUACAGAGAAUGUAGUGACAGAAGGGAAAUCUAAUAAAAUUGCACUUUUAUCAAAAUUGGCAUUUAUGAGGACACACCUGUACUCUCUUCGAUUGAAAUAACACCUUAUGUCCCUACAUCCACUGUGCCAAAACAUUUCAUCUCAGGAAAUGAUUGUCUCCUCAACAAAGCAUGUCUUUUUCAUUUUCAGUGAAGCAUGAUCUUAUAUGGUCAAGGCUCCAUCUACAACACUGUCCUGGCACACAAGGACAUGAUCUAUAAAUGGCCUACAGUUAGGAAGUAUCAUUCCUUAAUAAAGAUAUACCUAUAAGAAAUACAUUUGAAAUUUGCUGGAAAGCAUUGCUUGAAGGAGGGUAUGUUGAUGACCGAUUUAGUUUUGUGACAGGACAUCAAGCAAAGGGAAAUUGUCAUUUUCUUGCAUUUGGGUACUUUAUCACUGCCUAUCUGUCACACGUCAACCCAUCUUGGUACACAAAGAGUAAUCUCUCACAAAGCUUAAAUGCUGAUAAAUAUUGAUGGUUGUAACAAUAAAUAUAUCCGGUAUACAUGUUUUUCCUAGGUCUCCUCUUCCGUAACAUUGUCAAAAAUGUCAAUACCGUGUCAAUGGAAUGUUCAAGUCAUGUUUUCAUUAAAGGGAGUUAU